Daldinia loculata is the source of this 1323-nucleotide messenger RNA. RefSeq lists its product as uncharacterized. NCBI's taxonomy places the organism in Eukaryota, Fungi, Ascomycota, Sordariomycetes, Xylariales, Hypoxylaceae. The transcript is spliced from 3 exons. Gene Ontology annotation, molecular function: arylformamidase activity. The record is from RefSeq and is a predicted model, not a curated record. Bases 282 to 1265 code for a protein of 327 amino acids.
GGAAGCUUUUCUAGUUGCUUAUCGCUCGAUUCGACCAGCAAGCUCCCGUAGAGGCCCGCUUCUGUUUUCUGCAGUUGACGGCAUUAUUUGCCUGACGCACGACGUUUGGCCUAUCGCGUCGUGUGGGAAACGCCGAUCUGAGACACUUACGCAAUAAUGUCAACAGAAGCUGAAUACAAAGCAGCCUUAUAUAUUAUAUACAUGCACGUCUCAUAUUCAAACUACCUUUUGAACUAUAUUCCGCAAAGUUCCUUAGGCAUAUCCGCAAAAUACCUACCAAGAUGACUGAACAUAGAUCCCUUAUGGAUCUAAAGUUCGACGAGCUUCCAGAUCCUAAACGAGUAUGGGUUGGGAAGCCGGGUAGCCACGAGGAGGGCCUCGGGCGACUUAUUCUACUGACGGAAGAACGUGUCCGUAACGCGGCAGCUCGGGAAAUCCGAACAGGCCGGCGUAUCGGGUUGAAUUGGGACGUCAGGAAAUUGGAGUAUCCAAAUAUCGGAAGAGCUCCUUUCGACCAUCAAAUAACACCGAUUUUAGGUGGCGUCGCUUUCGAUGAUAUCUACACGAUGAAUCCCCAGCAAAGCAGUCAGUGGGAUGGUCUACGCCAUUGGAGCGCCAAGCCACCCGGCGAAGAUGAUCAGCGGGAACGUGUAUUUUACGGCGGAACGACCAAGGAGGAAAUACUCGACAGAUCGAAUGAUCGCAUAGGUACCCAGCAUUGGGCCCGCGAGGGUAUCACCGGCCGCGGUGUGCUGAUAGAUUAUGUGUCGUGGGCACAGAAGAAAGGCAUCCAGUACUCUACGUUCUCUAAUCAUACCAUCAAGCUCCAGGAUAUCCAUGACAUAGCCUAUGAACACAACAUUGUGUUCGAGAGAGGGGACAUAUUACUUGUACGAAUCGGUGUUAUUAGAGAAUGGGAGGACAAAAUGGACAUGGCAGCUAAGAUGGCCUACUCUUCGUCACUUUCACCGAAGCAUGCAGGAGUAGAGGCAACACCGGAAGUGCUAAAAUGGCUAUGGGAUACUGGAUUCGCUGCUGUGGCUGGCGACGCUUUAUCGUGGGAAGUAUAUCCUCCACAAGGUGAUAUGUUUCUUCACGAUAUUCUUCUUGCUGGAUGGGGCAUGCCUAUUGGCGAAUUGUUUGACCUGGAGAGGCUUUCUGAGAUAUGUAAGGAACUGAAUCGGUGGUCUUUUUUCUUCACCUCUAUGCCUAUUAAUAUGCCUGGUGGUGUAUCGUCACCACCGAACGCGCAAGCGAUAUUCUAAGAAUGGAUAUCUUAAUCUGGGUUUGUUAUUGAAACGUAAGCUAAGUACCUAAUGUUCA